Messenger RNA from Polypterus senegalus (gray bichir), 2947 nucleotides. RefSeq names its product X-ray repair complementing defective repair in Chinese hamster cells 2 (gene xrcc2). Bases 356 to 1156 code for a protein of 266 amino acids. Gene Ontology annotation, biological process: double-strand break repair via homologous recombination; DNA strand invasion. The record is from RefSeq and is a predicted model, not a curated record. The transcript has 3 exons. Gene Ontology annotation, molecular function: ATP-dependent DNA damage sensor activity; four-way junction DNA binding; ATP binding. NCBI's taxonomy places the organism in Eukaryota, Metazoa, Chordata, Cladistia, Polypteriformes, Polypteridae. Gene Ontology annotation, cellular component: Rad51B-Rad51C-Rad51D-XRCC2 complex; replication fork; centrosome.
AGUUUUGUAUUUGUUACUAAUGCGUUUCUUUCGAUUUCUUUUUGGACUUCUUCUCGCUGCUCCGUACGUCCACAUCGCCGUUUAACCCUUCGGACACGAGGAAUCCCCCGUGUAACGAGCGCGAGCGCUAGCGCAAGCCCGAGACACGGACUGACUCCGCCCAUUGUAGUGACAAGCACACAUGUCGUAAUGCAAUUUCCACGGGAGCCACACCCCCUUCACGUAGCGUCCGCAAGUUCGUCAGACGCAUGGCGCGCUGCUAAACCCGGAAGUGGGCGGGAAACGGAGAGGUGGCGGGACGGUUGAGAGACGUCGUCUAGUGAGCGGUCGCCACUCAGGCUCGAAGAGGUGCGAGAUGGCCCGCGAGGCGAGGCUGACAGAGUCCGGCACGGAGCUACUGGCCAGACUGGGGGAGAGGCCAUCUCUGAAAAGUCUGCAGCUGCCGAUUUUCUCCGAAGUGGGAUUCCCAGGCCCUGGUGACGUCGUUGAACUGCAUGGAGCUGAAGGGACCGGCAAAACCGAACUCUUGUAUCACGUGCUGGUCCACUGCAUCCUGCCCACCGCCCAGGGGGGCCUAGAAGUGGAGGUCCUGUUUGUGGACACCGACUUCCACUUCGACAUGCUGCGGCUGGUGGCCCUCUUGGAGCACCGGCUGCCCGGGAGCCCGGAGGCGCUCGUCCGCCGCUCCUUGCGGAGACUCACGCUGGUACAGUGCAGUAGCUCGGUGCAGCUGCUGCUGACGCUCCGUUACCUCGAAAGCCUGCUGUGCGGCCGUCCGGCCCUCGGGGUGCUCAUGCUGGACAGUCUCUCGCCAUUUUACUGGACGGACCGGAGUGCCGGCCGAGAGGACACCCUGAGGCGGUGCUCGGAGUUUCUGCACAAGCUCGUCAAAGACUACCAGCUGCUUGUGUUUGCGGCCACUCAGGCCCUCAUGAGAGCAAAGUCGGGCGAGGGCAGAGCGGCGGCAGAGGGCGCCACGCCCAUGGACGGCUACAGGCCGUACCUCUGUCGCGCUUGGCAAAGGAUGGUCACGCACAGAGUGGUCGUGGGGCGGGCCGAGGGACCACUCUUCUCACUCGCCUCCCACAGCCUGAAGAGCAGACGCACAUGGCAGUGCCACUUUGGCAUCGGGGAAGGGGGGGUGCACUUUGUGUAGAUUGGCAUUGAUUGCAGUGACUGUGGAGUCCACCAGGGCUUGGGCUUUGAACCACGGCCUGCCAGUCUCCUCAUCUUAGGGGCUCUGUGGUUAGAAGCGCUGCUUGAUUUUUAUUCUGUCCGUUUCUCUCUGCCCAUUUUGUGCCCCUUUCUGUUUCCCCCAGCGUUGUUUUGUUGAGUUACAUUCCCUUCUGACGCUGAAGGCUGUCGUCAUGUUGAUUAUCACCGCUCUUCAAGUUGGUGGUGUUUACUAAGUAGAAGGUUGAAGCAGUGCCAACUUGUCACGUGGUGCUGAAUGUCACCGUGAACCUUGACAGGGCUGUGUCCUAUAAACUGUGGCGCUUGUGGCCCUGAAGCACCAUAGGAGGACAGGAGACUCGGGGUCAUGAAAGAGUGGCUCCAGCACACUUGUGACUUUCUGAGCCGCACGUCGUAUUGGCGUCACACUUCGGGUUCUCAUGGCUGCACCUCCUGGGCUGGCACAGGCCGAGUGUGAAGAUGAAAGUGUCGCCAUGCGAUCAGGUGCUGCGUUUACGUUGCCGAACAGAAUGAAGCUUUGAAGGUGGCACCAGCAGCAGACUGGGCAGGCGCUCAGUACCCCCAACUCCAUGCCACUGUUGCUCUUCGACAUGUCACGUCUGAUGUGUUUUGUAUGCCGCCUUUCGCCGAGUGCUGUCUCAACUUCACAGGUAAAAUAAAAUCCCAGCUUGACAAAGUGCUCGGCUUGAAGCCACCGACUAACACUCUACUUCAAAUCAGAAGAGAGGUGCCCUCCAUGCUGCACUCGCAUUCACCCAUGGCUCCCUCUAGUGUCCCAUUGUCCACACUACAUUUGUCACCGUGUGGGUGUGUGACACGCUGCUUACCUCUAAAACUAAGAGACGAGGUGACACAAGUGCCACAAACUACACAUCGCCAUUCCUAAACCCUGUAAAUGACGUGCCUGGCUGGCACCAUAACACACAAACCUCCACCAGCUGACCGUCACUUCCACUUAGGUUUGAAAAUGCCAGGACAUUCUGACCUGCGGAGUUGUGCUGCAUAGUGCCAGCUGUCUUGUCCCCAGCAGCCUUCAUGGCCCAUGAGUGGCUCCAGCCUGGCCACACAUCACAAAUUAUGCCCAGGGUCUCCUCCUUUAGGUGCCAGCCAUGGCUUGUGACUUCCCCUGAGGACUUUGUUACUGUGCCAGGUCAGACCCUCUCGCUCGUGAUCCAGACACUGCGCCGCUCACCCAUUCCCUGCGGCCCAUGAGUCGCGUGGCCUCAGCUUUGGCGGUGGGGUACCGAUCUGAGGAGUCCAAGAGGAUGGCAGAGACGCGGCCCUUAUGCUCUCAAACCGGACCCCCUUCACGUGCCCUUAAUGUCCUGUCUAUGAAAAGCAGGAAGACGACCCACCGAGUGAGGCAAAGUAGAGGACAGGAUGGCACUUGUGGGCCGCAUGGGGCACAUGUAGAAGGGACUCGGGAGAUAGUGGGACAGUAAACCCCACCACUGCCAGUCCCAAGGGUCUUGGCCAAAAUACCUAAUUAACCCUUGAGAUGCUGACACGAGAGAAUGAGGGUUAGAAGACCAGGAAAUAAAGCGGAAAAAAAAAAAACGAGGCAGCAAACUCGCGAGGGUAAAGCCACAGUCGUGGACCACUGCCAUGCCGGCUUUAACACGGCCACUUCUGGACGCCAUUACUCGUGCUGCACCCAUCCACAGCUCGAGUGCCCAGUCGGACCAUUUGGACAAAACCUCACUACCCCAAUUCUUAUGUAAGGCUGACCUUUCAAUAAAAGAAAUGAAAUAAA